Mucor velutinosus is the source of this 1335-nucleotide messenger RNA. RefSeq lists its product as uncharacterized. NCBI's taxonomy places the organism in Eukaryota, Fungi, Mucoromycota, Mucoromycetes, Mucorales, Mucoraceae. Bases 1 to 1335 code for a protein of 444 amino acids. Gene Ontology annotation, biological process: regulation of cell cycle. The transcript is spliced from 5 exons. The record is from RefSeq and is a predicted model, not a curated record. Gene Ontology annotation, cellular component: nucleus.
AUGACCAACCCAUUUGAACAGCAUGCAAUGGCAUCCCACAACAGCAAAUAUCCAGGCACAGUUGUUAGGAAACCGCCUGUCACAUCAACUUCCAGCAGCAAUGAUUUAUCCAUAGAGGAUACAUGCAAACAGUUGAAGCGAAAGAUUAAAGAAAUCACAGAGCUAAAUGUUGCAAUGAGCAGAGAUUACUUUCAUGCAAAAAGAAAGAUCCGUACAUUAACAUUUGAGCGAAAUCUGUUGCUCGAUAAUAUUGGCCGUUUACAAUCUUUAUCCAACUUAACAGACGAUAGUGAUAGUGAUAACUACAGUGAUUUAUUAGACUCUGAUGAAGAGCAUGAGAUGGCUGUAGCAACACCAUCCCCUAGGUCCAAUGCAAUGACAACAAAACCACCGUCUUUGUCGAGAGCAACAAAGAAAUUCACAAACAAACCUACAUUAUCGACACCUCACCGUCAAACAAUCAAUAAUGCAGCCACAACUGAUCCAAAUACUAAUAUGCCUACCAUCAGCAUGUCUCCUCAUCCUCACCCUCCUCCUCACAAAAGAUCCAAGCUCACUCCUCAGUCUGUGAAAACGCGUAGGGUGCAACCCAUUGAAAGAGACGCUCAAGGUCAACCUAAAUUACCACAGCAAAUUGGCGUCUUGACAGUGCAUCAUUUAGGCACCAUUGUUACCAAUAGGCCCAACUAUCACAACGAGAGAUACAUCUUUCCAGUGGGGUAUUCCGUAAGCAGAACGUAUCCUAGUAUGGUGGAUCCCAAUAGCAACACAGUGAUUACAUCGUCCAUCAUUGACGGAGGAGAUUACCCUCGAUUUCAAGUGGUAGCUGCUGACAUGCCACAUGAACCUAUUGUGGCCAAUUCAGCAACAGGGGCAUGGACUGUGGUUGUUCGUCGCUCUAACGAGAUUCGUCGUCGAGAACAUUCUAAUUCUGCAUCAGGACCCGAUUAUUAUGGCUUUAAGCAUCCCACAAUAGCAAAAUUAAUUCAAGAUUUGCCUGGUGCAAAAGAUCUGAGGCAGUAUGUUUGGCAAACGUUUGAGGAAAUGGAACCAAGAGCUGCAAAAGGCGUAAUGGCAGCCGCAGAGAAAAAGAGAGGCAAUUUGGAGCAGAUGGGAAGUGCUAAUAGAAAGGUGCCAUCAGCAUCUUCUUUAUCGGCUUCGUCGUCAUCGGCUACACAUUCACUGCAUCACUGCAAUCAUCAACAACGGAAUCCUAGUGCUACCUUCAUUCAUCAUCAUGAAGAAGAAGGUCAGGAUCAAGAUGGCGACAUGGAAGAAGAAGAAGAGGAAGUGGAUGAGUUGGCUGCCAGUGAUAAAGAGGAGGAAGAUGUCUAA